Molecule: messenger RNA, 1644 nt
Organism: Saprolegnia diclina VS20
Lineage: Eukaryota; Oomycota; Saprolegniomycetes; Saprolegniales; Saprolegniaceae
Exons: 4
Coding region: 1-1644 (547 amino acids)
Cellular component (GO): centrosome
Source: RefSeq, a predicted model, not a curated record
AUGUAUACGCUGCGGAACCUCCUCCAAGACUGCAGCGGCAAGAUGACGCGGACGUCGUGCGCCGCCGAGAAGAAGAAGGAGACUCUCGAAGAGGUCUGGGUCGCGCUCAAUGCGUGGGUCGAAGCGCGGUACCAAGAGGGCAAGGGCGUGCACAUUGCGCCGUUUGGCAAGAUCAGCUGGGAGACGCUCACGAUUGGCCGCAACACGCGCAAGGUCCGGCCCAUAUUUAUGCUCAACGACACGUUCGGGAAGACGUAUGGCCUCCAGUACAAGAAGCGCGUGACCGUCCCGAUCGUGGCGGCGAUUGAAGACAUCAACUUUACCAAACUCGCCAUCAAAUUCUCCAAAAACCUCACAAAAGACACGGUGUUUUGCGGCGUCCGAGACCUCUUGCACAAGAUCGGCGAAGUCGCGUCGACGGGCGCGCAAAUGACGAUCGAAAUGACGAUUGGCAAAAUCGUUGCCAAGAACCGCGCGAUUCACAUGCUCUUUGACCCGACGCAGUUUCCGAAAGCGCUCGAGAACAUUGCGACCGCGUCCGUGGCGUCCGGGUGUCCGUCCGUCAUUGGCGACCUCGCCGACUUUGACUUGAAACUCGAAGACUGCAACCAAGCCGAGGAGGCCGGCGGCAUCCUUCUGUCGCCGGAACGCCCUCCGCAACCCUCGUCGACGACACCGCGAACACCGCGAACGCCGCGCCCGCCGCUGUCUGGCCGCGACCCUAUCUCGCCCCGGCAUGGGUUUGAGCAGCCCACAAGCAUGACCCAGCUGCGGUCGCCCCGCCCCGCGUCGCGCAACGGUGUGGGCUAUAUGAGUGCGGAGACGCCGUCCAAGGACUGCACGACGAUGCUCUUGUCGCCACCCCAAGUGCGCCAGCACAUUGCGUACAAGGAGCCGUCGUUCGACUUUUCGUUCAAGGACGCGAUCAAUAGGGAGCUCGACCGGUCGGGCGUCGAGUUGCCCGAGGCCGGCCGCCCCGUCUCGGUCGCCGACGCGGCGUACGAGCGCCACAUGCUCCGCGUCGAGAAGGAGGUCGAGGCCGAGGCCCAGCACGCAAUGGACAUUCAUCGACACCACAUGCGCGACCUUGAGGAGAUCGCUACCGAGAAGCGGUCCAAGCGCCAGAGCGCGGAGAAGCUCCAAGACGAGAUCCGCGACCAGAUGUUCGAGUCGAUGAAGAACAAGGAGAUCGCGCGGCGCUCGGAGCAUGGGACCGACCCGACCGAGAACACGUUCAUCUCGCACAGCCACCUCUCGCGGCUCGGCUUCAACAGCCCCGAGACGCACAAGCGCGUCCAGGGCGACAUGCACUACUAUUUACACGAGCAGAUGAAUGCCAAGGAGAAGGCGCGGCGGGACGCGCGGGAGAAGGCGCUGCUGGAAGACAAGCUCUUCCUCGAGAAGCUUCAGCGGGACAUUGAGCAGGACCGCGAGUUUUCGGCCGCCGAGCAGGAGCGGCAGCGCAAAGCGCUCACGCAGGCGUGGGAGAAGGACCACUCGAUCAAGGUCGCGCUGCAGCAGAGCCGCAAGGUCAUGAACGAUCGCAUCAAAGGCGCGAUCGCACCGUCAGCGCUCCGGCACAUCAAGGCCGACGACAAGCCCGACUUCUCCGUGGGCUUUGAUAUGCGCUCGACCGCCAAGUAG